CCGCGAUGCCACUGGAGGGGUCUGUUGAUAAAUUGGAGAAGCAUGUGAUGGGAGUGUGGCAGUGAUCCUGAGCACGCAGAGUUGCUGACCUCCAACAACGCACUUUAUCGGCACUUCAUGGCAGGCCUUAAGACCGUAAUUUUGCUUUCAUUUGUUCUGGCGUUUGGUUUUCUGUCCCUCAUCCUAUCGUGCGCGCUCUGGAACAACUGGCUUCCAAUAUUAGUGGCGCUUAUAUUCUUCCUGGCGCCCUUUCCGAAUGCUCUCGCCUCAGCAUGCACCCGGUCAUCCGACUUUUCCGCCGAAUAUGAUAACACAUCCCCCAUCAUUGAUUUUGGCAGGUUUACUACCUCCAUUAUGGUAGCCACUGGAUUUGCACUGCCUAUCGUCCUGGCACACUCCCAAAUCAUCCACCCAUGGGCCUCUUUCAUGUCAAUAUUCGGCGGUGCACUGGUGUACGGGACAAUUAUGGCAUAUGCUGCAGUAUUCAAACAAGACAACGAUGAGUUCUGAGUCAUCAUGGAGCCUGGGCGUUGUUCAAUAUAUAUAUAUUCUGCUCGCGCGCCCGCGGUUUGACUGUAUUCUUCCCGGCAGAUAGCAGUGUAUAACUGCAUGUAUGUAUUGAGUGCUCCCCCAAGGACAAACACAAUUGUGUCAUGGGCUAAAAGGGUUGGCACUAUCUAAGCCAUCGGUAGGCG
Cantharellus anzutake is the source of this 695-nucleotide messenger RNA. RefSeq names its product vacuolar protein sorting 55. Gene Ontology annotation, biological process: late endosome to vacuole transport via multivesicular body sorting pathway. The record is from RefSeq and is a predicted model, not a curated record. Gene Ontology annotation, cellular component: endosome; Vps55/Vps68 complex. The coding region runs from base 118 to 510 and encodes 130 amino acids. The transcript has 3 exons. NCBI's taxonomy places the organism in Eukaryota, Fungi, Basidiomycota, Agaricomycetes, Cantharellales, Hydnaceae.